This is a messenger RNA of Oxyura jamaicensis (ruddy duck), 2711 nucleotides long. It is a transcript of the gene TP63, whose product is annotated as tumor protein p63. Gene Ontology annotation, cellular component: nucleus. The transcript has 15 exons. Bases 669 to 2711 code for a protein of 680 amino acids. Gene Ontology annotation, molecular function: DNA-binding transcription factor activity, RNA polymerase II-specific; protein binding; RNA polymerase II cis-regulatory region sequence-specific DNA binding. NCBI's taxonomy places the organism in Eukaryota, Metazoa, Chordata, Aves, Anseriformes, Anatidae. The record is from RefSeq and is a predicted model, not a curated record. Gene Ontology annotation, biological process: regulation of transcription by RNA polymerase II; apoptotic process; protein tetramerization.
AAAAGUGAGAUUUCAUCCUUGCCACAGCCUCACUCAGCUCAAUGGGAAUCUCUGAGAGCAGCUUUUGAAACUACGACCACAACAGACAGUUUGAACUGUGACAAGAGAGAGACUGAAAAAGAAAAUUUCCCCAGGCAGCGUUACGCAGGUAUUAGCCGCAGAGCUGACCAGGAAAGCUUUUAGAGCACAACAAAAUCCAGCACGGGUGCUGCACCCAGCAGAGGAAACUCCGGCCAUCUGGAGAUGAGGAUGACCAUCGGCCGCAGCAGUUUGCAAAAUCGCAAGAGCUGCCAAAAUUAAACCGUGAAGUCAGGCAGGAAGGCGACCAAUGACCGGCAAGAUCAGAAGUUCAGAGAUGCCCCAGAUGAGCUCCCAACAACAAGUGUGGCCGACGUACUCCCAAGUUUAUUAAGGAUGUUGAGAGGAGGGGAAAAUAUCCGCGCAGAAGAUGCCCAGCUGGCGAGGAGGGACUGCUGGUGAUGCUCGGGUCACUUGAUGAAUCCCAUUGGCCACGUCCCCGGGAGAUCCCACCCAUCUGCAAGUGCAAAAUAAAUCUCUAAAGUUGUAUCUCGUGUACCACUUGACCUUAUUGCUUUUAGCCGGCUGACUUUAUAUCUAUUUAUUUAUUAUUUUGUUGUUGUUCGGACCCUAAGAGGGGCUGGAAGGAAAUGAAUUUUGAAGCAGCACCUUUCACCACCCUGCAGUACUACCCCGAUCCCUGCAUCCAGCGGUUUGUAGAAACUCCGAGCCACUUCUCCUGGAAGGAGAGUUACUACCGAUCAGCCAUGUCCCAGAGCUCGCAGCCCAGGGAGUUCCUCAGCCCAGAGGUGAUCCAGCAUAUCUGGGACUUCCUGGAGCAGCCAAUAUGCUCGGUUCAGCCAAUUGAUCUGAACUUCAUUGAUGACCCAUCUGAAAAUGGCCCUACUAAUAAAAUAGAAAUCAGCAUGGAUUGUGUCCGGCUGCAGGAUACGGAGCUGAGUGACCCGAUGUGGCCGCAGUACACGAACCUGGGGCUCCUGAACAGCAUGGACCAGCAGAUUCAGAAUGGCUCCUCCUCCACCAGCCCCUACAACACGGAGCACACGCAGAACAGUGUCACGGCACCCUCGCCUUAUGCCCAGCCCAGCUCGACUUUUGAUGCCCUCUCGCCCUCCCCAGCCAUUCCUUCCAACACAGACUACCCGGGACCUCACAGCUUCGAUGUAUCAUUUCAACAGUCCAGCACAGCAAAGUCAGCAACGUGGACGUAUUCCACCGAACUGAAAAAGCUGUACUGCCAGAUCGCCAAGACAUGUCCCAUUCAAAUCAAAGUGCUGACCCCACCGCCCCAGGGAGCUGUCAUCCGGGCUAUGCCAGUGUACAAGAAAGCUGAACACGUCACUGAAGUGGUCAAACGCUGCCCGAACCACGAGCUGAGCCGGGAGUUCAACGAGGGGCAGAUUGCACCACCCAGCCACCUGAUCAGGGUGGAAGGGAACAGCCAUGCCCAGUACGUAGAAGACCCCAUCACUGGGAGACAGAGCGUGCUGGUCCCAUAUGAGCCACCUCAGGUUGGCACAGAGUUCACAACAGUCUUGUACAACUUCAUGUGUAACAGUAGUUGCGUAGGAGGGAUGAACCGUCGCCCAAUCCUCAUCAUCGUCACACUGGAAACUAGAGAUGGGCAAGUCUUGGGCCGCCGUUGUUUUGAAGCCCGCAUUUGCGCUUGCCCAGGCAGAGAUCGCAAAGCAGACGAGGACAGCAUCCGCAAGCAGCAAGUCUCUGACAGCACAAAGAAUGGUGAUGGUACGAAGCGCCCUUUUCGACAAGGCACUCAUGGCAUACAGAUGACAUCUAUCAAAAAAAGACGUUCUCCAGAUGAUGAGCUCUUAUACUUACCGGUGAGGGGACGAGAAACAUAUGAAAUGCUACUAAAGAUCAAAGAGUCCCUGGAACUUAUGCAGUACCUUCCCCAGCACACGAUUGAGACUUACCGGCAGCAGCAGCAACAGCAGCACCAGCACUUGCUCCAGAAGCAGACCUCCAUGCAGUCACAGUCAUCCUAUGGCUCCAACUCGCCUCCACUCAGCAAAAUGAACAGCAUGAACAAGCUGCCCUCGGUCAGCCAGCUCAUUAACCCCCAGCAGCGCAAUGCCCUGACCCCAACCACCAUCCCUGACGGCAUGGGAACCAACAUUCCCAUGAUGGGCACCCACAUGGCCAUGACCGGCGACAUGAAUGGCCUCAGCCCCACGCAGGCGCUGCCUCCUCCCCUCUCCAUGCCUUCAACGUCCCACUGCACUCCCCCUCCUCCAUACCCCACAGACUGCAGCAUUGUCAGCUUCUUAGCGAGGUUGGGCUGCUCAUCCUGUGUGGAUUAUUUCACGACCCAGGGGCUGACCACCAUCUAUCAGAUUGAGCAUUACUCCAUGGAUGAUCUGGUGAGCCUCAAGAUCCCGGAGCAGUUCCGCCACGCCAUCUGGAAGGGCAUCCUGGACCACCGGCAGCUCCAUGACUUCUCCUCCCCUCCCCACCUCCUGCGUACUCCCAGCGGCGCCUCCACUGUCAGCGUGGGCUCCAGUGAGACCCGGGGGGAGCGGGUCAUCGACGCGGUCCGCUUCACGCUCCGGCAGACCAUUUCCUUCCCACCCCGCGACGAGUGGAACGACUUCAACUUCGACAUGGAUGCCCGGCGCAACAAACAGCAACGCAUCAAGGAGGAAGGGGAGUGA